Messenger RNA from Phymastichus coffea, 4255 nucleotides. It is a transcript of the gene sty, whose product is annotated as zinc finger CCCH domain-containing protein 18-like. Gene Ontology annotation, cellular component: membrane; cytosol. Gene Ontology annotation, biological process: negative regulation of Ras protein signal transduction; multicellular organism development; animal organ development. The record is from RefSeq and is a predicted model, not a curated record. Bases 191 to 1852 code for a protein of 553 amino acids. The transcript is spliced from 2 exons. NCBI's taxonomy places the organism in Eukaryota, Metazoa, Arthropoda, Insecta, Hymenoptera, Eulophidae.
CGAGUGUGCGGAAAUUCGUGGGGGCGACAUUUCCACGCGACGGCGAGCAGCAGCGACACAUCGCGAGAUUCAUUCAUCGCUGCUUAGUUGCUCGUCAAUGAUAGCUUCCCGUCCAUUCAUAAAAAGAGCGCUCUCUCGUUCUCUCUCUCUCUCUCUCUCUCUUGGCGGACUCGACGGCGCAGCCCGCUAGAUGGCUCUGGCUCCCCUGCGACGUCCGCCGCCUCUUCCCCCUUGUCCUCCCCGCCACUGCGUGUGCACACGCACGGUCGAGCGUGUGUUCGUGCUGGCGAGGUUGUCUCGCUCGCACACGGGAUUUCCGGCGUCCGGUUGCACGCUCUCUCUCUCUCUCUCUCUCUCGCUGCUUGGCAAGCUUCAGUCACUCGGCAGUCCACGUCGCCAACAAACCAGCGGAGCAAGCAAUGCCAUCGCCGCUUAUAUAGAAAAACAGUGCGCGUGUGUCUGUGCCGUCAUUGAUGAUGAUGAUGAUGAUGAUGAUCGUCAUCCCGUGAUUACUUUCGGUGGGGAUGAAGCGCUUGUCGCGAGGGCGGGAGGAAGCAGCAGCAGCAGCAGCAGCAGCAGCGGAAAGUCGCGUCGCGUCGGAGCACCGUCAACGAGCAGCCAGCACCUCGCUAAUGGAACGGCUCUGCCUUGCGCGCCACCACCUCGCGCCGCAGGUUGGCAGCCGCCCCAGCCUCCUCACCGUCAGCCAGAAGCAGCCCCAGAAGCAGCCGUGGUCCCGCCGUCGCCAGCAGCAGCGCCAGCACUCGCCCCUCGGCCUACCCAGCAAUGGGCUAGUCAGCUGGCUCGCACCCACAGUCAGCUUCGCCCGCAGCAGCAUCAGCAGCCGCCGCGCCAGCAGCCGAUCACCCGCAGCCACAGCCAGCGAGAAGCAGCGCCUAGGGCCGCCGCCACGGACGCGGCCGACGGUUGGCAGUGGCUCGCGGCGCCGACAGUACUAGCGCCCCCGCGACCCAUGUCGCCCACCCAGAAUGCCCCGGACACCGCACAGAGACAGCAGCCGCGCGCGGCGCCGGCGCAGCCGCAGCCCGCGGCCUUCGCCGCCGCGGCGAGCUUCCGCAGCGCGGGCAGGGGCGCGCCGCAACCCGCGGCGGCCGGGCCCGGCGCCGCCGAGGUGAGCCUCGAGGCGCCGCGGCCCGACGGCGAGCGCCUCGCCAACGAGUACGUGGAGACGCCCCUUCGGGCCAACGGCCAGCAGCAGCAGCAGCAGCAGCUGCAGCGGCAGCGCAAGCAGGCGGCCGCGGCGGGCGAGCCGCCGGCGCCCGGCAAGCACUGCGCCGCCACGGGCAAGCAGCGCCGCAGCGGCGCGCCGGUCACCAAGCAGCCCGUGUCCUUCACCAAGGGCCCGGGCGCGCAGCAGCGGCCCGGCGGGCCACCGGUCGGCGCCGGCCCGCAGGCGCCGGACGCGGCCGGCCUGUCCAUCAUGUGCGAGCGCUGCGGCAAGUGCCGCUGCGAGAGCUGCCGCGAGCCGCCGCCGCUGCCGUCGCGCUGGCUCUGCGACAACGCCUGCUACUGCUCGGCCGAGACCGUGCUGGACUACGCCUCGUGCCUGUGCUGCGCCAAGGGCCUCUUCUACCACUGCAGUCUGGCGGGCAGCGACGACGCGACGGCCUGCGCCGACGAGCCCUGCAGCUGCGUCGGGCCCAGGCGCCUCGCCAGAUGGAGCUGCCUGUCGGCCCUGGCGCUGGUGCUGCCCUGCCUGCUCUGCUACUGGCCGCUCCGCGGCUGCGUCGCCCUCUGCGAGGCCGGCUACGCCAAGCACGCCGGCCAGGGCUGCAGCUGCGAGCAGCCCGAGCUCGGCGAGAAGAGGCUCCUCGCCCCGGAGUCCUCGUAACGCGGCACUCUGUGUCAUUGGUGUUGUGCGCUUUCUAACUUCAACUCUUGUUUUUACUUUUUUUUCUUUUCCGAUGACGGGGAUGUGCUUGCCAUAAGCCGACUCCCCGCGAAACCGACCCAAGUUCUACACAGCAUUUACACGAACGAUUUUUAUUUUUGAACCAAGUGCUUUAUUUAUUGUGGAGAAGAAGGACACUCGUCGAAAAUGCGGAAAGAACGAAGAGGAAAAGCCUCUUUAUUCCUUUCUUUCAACUUUUUUUGUUAUCAUUGAGGAAAAUAAUAAAACAACGCGAGUGAGAGUGAGAGUGACUGUCGCUCUGGAUAGAUAGCUCUAUAUUAUUAUACAUAUAUAAAUAAUAACUAUAUUUCGAAGAAAGAUGGAAGAACUAAAAAUAUAUAUUGUAUAUUACAUUUGUAUAAAGAUUACACUUUUCUACAGUUUAUUUAUUCGUGGGCGUUAUCGCGGGUAUACACACGCGCACACACACACGCACACACACACGCACGCACACACACACGCACGUACGCACGCACACGACAAACACGUAUACAUUCAAAGAACAUAGUUAUACGCGCAUACUCCAGAAAAAUGAACAACUAAUACUGAGAGAAGGCACAGAGGCAGGCGCGACGACGACUUUCUUUUUCUUUUGUUUUCUAUUAAACUUUUUUUGGUCGCAUUGCAAUUGCGAACGAGCGAACGAGCGCGUGAGUGCGAGGAAGUAAAAAAAAGCAUACAGCGAGAGAGGUGCGGUGUUGUACGUACGUCACUAUUAUGAAAGCCCGAGGACCGAUACGACAUACGUUCUUUUUUUCGUUGAGAAAAAUAUUAUUUUUUAUUACUAUAACUACUACUACUAUUAUAAUAUUAUUACUAUCGUAUAUUAUUAUUAUCUCGUAAUUAUUAUCGUUAUUAUUACUAUUAUAAUAAUUCUUUGGUCUCUGUCUUCGAUCGUGUUGUUGCGCCGCGCAACAAUCACGACAAGCGAACGGCUUGCAAAAGGCAUUGCGACAAACAAACAACGACGACGACGACGAAGACGAUGAUGAUCCAUACACGAUGAAAAUUUUGUAAGCACUCGGUCCUCGCGGUCGAUUGAACGUUUUUUUUUUUCAUUUUCACAGAAAAAGAAAGCAUAUUGUAAGCACGUUAUUAAUCGAUGGGCUAGAGAGAGAAAGACAAAACAUUUAUACAUAGACAGAGAAUGUGAGAAAGAAUGAGAGUGCCUGUUUUUUUUUUUUUUUUUUUGACUUUAUUAAUUUUUCCAGUAUUAUCUAGUCUUGCGAACGAGUUUUUUUGUCACCGCGGAAAAGGCUUUCUUAUCGAUUGGAAUAUAAAAAUACACACGAACACACACACACACGAACACAUGCGCGCGAAUAUGUCGUGAAGGCAGACAGGAAUCAUAACAAAAUGUACGAAGCGAAAACGACGAACUUGCUACUCAAGUCGGGAAAAGGGUGAAUCGAGUGAAAGAGAAGGCAAAGAGUCAAUCAAUCAUCAAGCGUUGCAUGUGUACACGAUAAAACGAUAUCAGUUUCUCGCGUUGCUCUCUCUCUCUCUCUCUUUUCCUUUCUCUCUUUCUCUCUCUCACUCUUCUGCAUUGGAAUUCGACGAUUGCGCGUACCGAAUUCCCGCGCAGAAAAUCUGAAAGCGAAGGAGAGAGAAAACAAGCAGCGAGCACACUUUACAAAUCAAACAAAAACACACGCGCACACAUACAUACACGCACGAGAGAAAAAAAUAUUUUAAACUAGAGCGUAAGUUCGCCGAUUUUUACGAAGAGGAACGAGGAGAGAAGACAAAGAAAGAAAAAAGAAAUUCCAUUCCUUCAGCACUGAUUUUUUUGUUUGUUUUAGUCUUUUUCUUUAUUUUGUUGUUCUCUUGAUGUAAUACAAACCAAUUUACACUAUACCGUAUCACGACUUUGCUCUGCACACACAAGCUACGGGGUUUCCACAACGUACAACCCGACUUUUAAAAGGAUUUUCGUUAACUAAAAACUUGUAUCGUUAGUGCGUGUGUGCGCGAAGCAGAAUAUAAAGUAAAACAAGACGACUGUCGUUUAUAAUAAUAAUAAAUAAUAAUGCCGUCACAAAGAAGCUGAAAGAAAGUAUAUCGCUAAUCAACGGGGUUAGCCCGACCCGCGCGUCGCUUGUAUGUCACACGUAAAUGUAAUUGUGUAUGUAUGUGUAAAUGAAUAUUGAGAGUGUCGAGAAAAACGAAUGUGUGUGUGUGUAUGUGUGUGUGUGUAUGUAUGUAUUAGAAAGAGAGAGAGAGAGAGAGAGAGAGAGGAAGUGACUCGCCAACAAUCGAAAGGUGAAAACUAUGGCAUACCCUUUCAAUUAACUGUAUAAGGCCUACACACGCUCUGUAUAUGUCUUGUAAAUAUAUAUAUUU